GUAGGUUACUCUCACUAUUCACUGCCAUUUCAUCUGCAUAAAUAUUUCUUUAGCCUUUCAUUUUCACCUUUUCUUCUUCACAUUCAAGGCGCAUGCAGUAUAAAUAAUCUCACAGACUUGUGUCUGUGCAUAGUCUUGAGUCUUGGUUUUUAUUAUCUCAUAAUCAGGCAAUGCUUGGAGUACGAUGAACAUGCUUCGAGUUUUGGUGAUUUUGUGUAAUAUUAUCAGUCUCAUCAGGGUUGGUGCUGAAAGUCCGUAUAGAUUUUUUCAUUGGCAUGUGACUUAUGGUGAUAUCUUCCCCUUGGGUGUUAAGCAGAGGGGAAUUUUGAUAAAUGGUCAAUUUCCAGGGCCUGAGCUAUUCUGUGUUACCAACGACAAUGUUGUUAUCAAUGUUUAUAAUCACCUGGACGAGCCAUUUCUCCUCUCUUGGAAUGGGAUUCAACAGAGAAGAAACUCAUACGAAGACGGAGUGUAUGGAACCACAUGCCCUAUUCCCCCUGGCAAGAACUUCACAUACAGGAUGCAAUUAAAAGAUCAAAUCGGAAGCUUCUUUUAUUUCCCUUCUCUCUACUUCCAUAAAGCUGCUGGGGGCUACGGACCGAUUCGGGUUCUCAGCAGGCCCAAAAUUCCUGUUCCAUUUCCACCACCAGAUGGUGAUUACACUGUUCUUAUCGGAGAUUGGUACGCAGCUGAUCACAAGAGCUUAAAAUCAGUUCUAGACCACGGUAGGAUGCUGCAUUGCCCUGACGCAAUAUUAAUCAAUGGCCACAAAACUGCUUCGUCUUUCACUGUUGAACAAGGGAAAACCUACAGAUUGAGGAUAUCGAAUGUGGGGCUUCAAAAUUCACUAAACUUCAAAAUCGUGGGACACAAAAUGAAGUUAGUUGAAGUCGAGGGGACUCACACAAUUCAGAACACGUACUCAUCGCUGGAUGUUCAUGUUGGUCAGUCUUUAUCAGUGCUGGUUACUGCAGACCAGGCUCCUCAGGACUAUUAUAUCAUUGUUUCCAGUCUCUUCACCAAUGAUCUCCUCAGCUCCACAGCUAUCCUUCACUACAACAAUUCUCAUAAGCGGGUUCCUGCAAGGCCUCCAUCUGUCCGCAACAGGCGUGUCCUGUGGUCACUCUACCAAGCGCAUAGCAUCAGGACUAACCUUACGGCUAGUGGACCGAGACCAAAUCCACAGGGAUCAUACCACUAUGGCCAAAUCCCUGUCAAUAGAACUAUCAUGAUUAUCAACUCAGAGAAUCAUGUUAAUGGGAAAUUGAGAUAUGGUAUAAACAAUGUCUCCUUCGUUCCAGCAGACACGCCUCUAAAAUUAGCAGACUACUUUAAUAUACAAGGUGUUUUUGGUAUUGGAAGCAUCCCAGAUUACCAAGAUGAUCAGGCAUUUCACCUUGGCACAUCUGUGAUGAGUGCUGACUACAGAGAGUUUGUGGAAAUUGUGUUUGAAAAUCAUGAUCCUGUGACCCAAUCCUAUCAUCUUGAUGGUUACUCUUUUUUCGUAGUUGGCCUAGAUAGAGGUCCGUGGACUCCGGCAUUGAGAGACAAAUACAAUCUUGAAGAUGCAAUUCCCCGUUGCACAACACAGGUAUAUCCUAAUUCUUGGACUGCUGUAUAUGUAGCACUUGAUAAUGUUGGAAUGUGGAACUUGAGAAGUGAGAUCUGGGCAAGACAAUACCUUGGCCAGCAAUUUUAUCUGCGAGUCUAUACGCCAGUCAUAUCCCUCAGGAAUGAAUUAUCUAUUCCGGAUAAUGUGCUGCUUUGUGGCAGGGCAGCUGGUAGAGAAAUCCCGCGUCCUCCAGGAAUCUUACAAAGAGAUGACAAUGAAGAUGAAGAGCAAACAUGACGUGACUUUAUGAUUGACCCUUAAACAGACAAGGGCACGGUCAUAUAUACUCAUUCACAAGUUAAACAGAUAAUCAGCAUUUUGUUUUUGGAGCUUCAAGUUAAACCCAUUCAUUUCUUUGUAGUUUUGGUAGACCUGUCAGAUACUUGCUGGUAUGUUCUUUUCAUCGAUUACAAGGAAGAACAUUCAUCAAAAAAGAAGGAUUUGUUUUCCUCCCUUGACAGUAUUUUACACGGUUCUCCUAGCAUGUUAUGAUGAGAAUGGAUCACAAACCUAUGAAUGUAUUGCUGCUGCUGCCAUAUAUAAUGGGAACUGUCAUAUAUAAUGGCCGUAUCUGCGUAUCAUAUCAACUGUCAUAUAUAAUAGCCGUAUCAGAUUUAACCCAUAUAUACAGUCAAGUAGCAUUACUUGCAUGUUUCCUAAUAUACACAAUUGUUGAGUACAACUAUAAGAUUUGAAAAUUUUGGAAUCGACCUUAAUACACAGAGCUCUCUGUGAGAGAUUUAUUCUGUAACUUUACCUUUUGAACAAAUGUAAGUGCUGGAAUUUUCUUUGUUUUG
This is a messenger RNA of Daucus carota subsp. sativus, 2409 nucleotides long. Its product is annotated as L-ascorbate oxidase homolog. Bases 185 to 1849 code for a protein of 554 amino acids. The record is from RefSeq and is a predicted model, not a curated record. The transcript has 8 exons. Lineage: Eukaryota; Viridiplantae; Streptophyta; Magnoliopsida; Apiales; Apiaceae. Gene Ontology annotation, molecular function: copper ion binding; oxidoreductase activity.